Messenger RNA from Trematomus bernacchii (emerald rockcod), 1671 nucleotides. Its product is annotated as cytochrome P450 2D10-like. Gene Ontology annotation, biological process: xenobiotic metabolic process. The transcript is spliced from 9 exons. The record is from RefSeq and is a predicted model, not a curated record. Gene Ontology annotation, molecular function: iron ion binding; oxidoreductase activity, acting on paired donors, with incorporation or reduction of molecular oxygen, reduced flavin or flavoprotein as one donor, and incorporation of one atom of oxygen; heme binding. Bases 1 to 1137 code for a protein of 378 amino acids. Lineage: Eukaryota; Metazoa; Chordata; Actinopteri; Perciformes; Nototheniidae. Gene Ontology annotation, cellular component: cytoplasm; intracellular membrane-bounded organelle.
AUGUUGUGUAUGUGGUGCAAACAUCUAAGCCUACUUUUUUUAAACUACUUAUUCCAUUCCACUGUGUUUGCUUAUUUCAUCCUACCAUGGAUCUGUGUUUUCUUCUUUAUUCUCUGUCUCAAAUUUCGGAGACCCAAGAAUUUUCCUCCAGGUCCUACUCCAUUACCCAUACUGGGGAACCUUUUGAACCUCAGCGUGCACAACCCCAUGAGAGACUUGGAGAGGUCCUAUGGAAAUGUCUACAGUCUCUUCAUCGGACCCAAACCCAUUGUAGUCAUCAAUGGGGUGCAGGCCCUGAAGGAGGCUAUGUUGACCAAAGGUGCUGAUUUUGCUGGACGGCCCCAAGACAUUUUUGCCACUCACCUCACUGAGAACGGACUAGUUCUGGCGGACUACAGUCCUAGCUGGAAGGAGCAGCGUCACUUUGCUGUGACGACGUUGUGGAAUUUUGGCCUUGGGACAGAGUCGAUGGAGCAAAGGAUUCUACGAGAGCUGCAUUUCACAAUGGAAACACUGGAAAAGAGCAUUGGUUCAACGAUGAAUCCUCAAUUUUUGUUUCCUAAUCUGGCCUCCAACAUCAUCAGCCUCAUUGUGUUUGGUAAACGUUAUAGCUGUGAAGACCAAUUCUUCAAAGAGGGUGCUUCAGAGAAAACUCCAAGAAUGGACAAGCCUGCGUUUGCCGACUAUUUCUGCGGCAUUAGCAGCAUUUAUACAAACUCUGUGAUCCAUGAAGUGCAAAGGACAGCCAACACGGUCCCUUUCAGUGUCUACCACCUUACAACAAAAGACACGAAGCUCAUGGGAUAUUCCUUACCAAAGGGGGCUGUGGUUAUCCCGAACAUGAAGUCAGUACUGAACGAGGAAGGACAGUGGAAAUGUCCUCAUGAAUUCAACCCUGAAAACGUCCUAAAUGACGAGGGAGAGUUUGUCCAGCCAGAGGCCUUCAUGCCUUUCUGUGCAGGUCCUGGAGAGCGUCUGGCUCAGAUGAAGUUCUUCCUCAUCAUCGUGACCCUGCUGAGGAAGUUCAAGUUCAUCUGGCCUGAAGAUGCAGGAGAGCCAGACUACACCCCCGUGAUGGGAGUCACUCUGUCUCCUCACCCAUACCGCAUCAAGGUCCAACUCAGGACCACGCAGUAAAUUAUCUUUGUUCACACAGGAGACACUAUAAAGAGUUAUCUGGAACAACUCAAGAAGUACUCUAAAAGCACGUUUUUUAAAGAUUCACGUCUUCAUAGGAAUGACAUGUAUUAUGGUUUAGUCAAUUAUAGUGUCCAAUCAGAGCUGGAGAGAGAAGACUAAAUUGACUUAAUGGCUCCCUCAAGUGGACAGAAUUAGGUAUUGGGUUUAAUAGUUUUAUUUCUGAGUGAGAACAGUAAGGCUGUAAAUAGUUAUAAAGUUUGUAAGGGUAACCCGCUUUGGAAUGUGUGCAAUAUGGGGUAUGUACUGUAAAUGGAAUACAUAUUUAAUAUCUUGGCAUUAUUUAAAUAUUGUCAAAAUGGUUGAAUGCAUAGUUGAGGCCUUUGACCUGCGAGGCUCAUAUUACAAAUAAAUAUAAAAGGUUUGUCUUCUAAAACAAUACAAUAAGUGACUCUAGCACACUUUUAAAAAUUGCAUUUUAAUCUACGUGAAUAAUGAACAUUUGUAGUACUUGUGAAAACAGAUGUGACCUAU